AUGCUGAGCCGCACCAUUAAAUUUCAAGCUCGCCGUCGCUGCUCGUCCCUCGUGGCCAGGCCGCUUCCUAUAAGCUUCAUGAGCACGUCGGCGCCCAAGUUCAAGCUGGCGUUAUGCCAAAUUGCAGUGACCGAAGACAAGCAGAAGAACAUCGCCAAGGCCGUUGCUGCCGUCACGGAAGCCGCGAGGAACGAGGCGCAGGUGGUAUCGCUGCCCGAGUGCUGGAACUCGCCGUAUGCGACAACGUCCUUCCCUCAGUAUGCAGAGGAGAUCCCAGCAACAAAAGACCUGCUCAAUGAGGAGGACCAUCCGUCGACCUUUGCGCUGUCGCAACUUGCUGCUGAGCUCCGGAUCUUUCUAGUGGGGGGCUCGAUCCCCGAGAAGGACGCGACUGCGAAGGUGUACAACACGAGCGUCAUCUUCUCACCUGAAGGCGAGAUCGUGGGCAAGCACCGCAAAGUGCAUCUGUUCGACAUUGACGUGCCUGGGAAGAUCACGUUCAAGGAGUCCGAUACGCUCGCUCCAGGCAACACGUUGACGCUCUUUGAGACGCCGUAUGGCAAGAUGGGCGUUGGGAUCUGCUACGACAUCCGCUUUCCGGAACUAUCCAUGCUGAUGAAGAAACAGGGGGCGAAAGUGCUGCUGUUUCCAGGCGCUUUCAACCUCACCACGGGCCCAGCGCAUUGGGAGCUCUUGCAGCGCGCUCGUGCUGUGGACAACCAGCUGUAUGUGGCGUCGACGUCGCCUGCACGGGGUCCCGAAGGCGGCUACCAGGCGUGGGGCCAUUCUACGGUCGUCUCUCCGUGGGGCGAAGUAGUCGCCACUUGCGACCACAAUGAGGCCAUCGUGUACGCUGAUGUGGAUUUGGAGAACGUCGAGGAGAUGCGUCGCAAUAUUCCGACCUCGAACCAAUCGCGCUCGGACAUUUACGAACUCGUGCUGAAAUAA
This is a messenger RNA of Peronospora matthiolae, 948 nucleotides long. The record is from the annotation of a GenBank genome assembly. Lineage: Eukaryota; Oomycota; Peronosporomycetes; Peronosporales; Peronosporaceae.